Molecule: messenger RNA, 459 nt
Organism: Mizuhopecten yessoensis (Yesso scallop)
Lineage: Eukaryota; Metazoa; Mollusca; Bivalvia; Pectinida; Pectinidae
Product: adhesive plaque matrix protein-like
Exons: 1
Coding region: 1-459 (152 amino acids)
Source: RefSeq, a predicted model, not a curated record
AUGAAGCCAGUACCAGUCGAUGUUAUCGCUAACAAGCCAGUACCAGUCGAUCUUACAGCUAUAAAGCCAGCACCAGUCGAUCUUAAAGCUAUAAAGCCAGUACCAGUCUAUGUUACCGCUAACAAGCCAGUACCAGUCGAUCUUAAAGCUAUAAAGUCAGUACCAGUCGAUCUUAAAGCUAUAAAGCCAGUACCAGUCGAUCUUACAGCUAUAAAACCAGCACCAGUCGAUCUUAAAGCUAUAAAGCCAAGCUAUAAAGUCAGUACCAGUCGAUCUUACAGCUAUAAAGCCAGCACCAGUCGAUCUUACAGCUAUAAAGCCAGCACCAGUCGAUCUUACAGCUAUAAAGCCAGCACCAGUCGAUCUUACAGCUAUAAAGCCAGCACCAGUCGAUCUUACAGCUAUAAAGCCAGCACCAGUCGAUCUUACAGCUAUACAGACAGUCCCAGUCGAUCUUAA